AAAUUAUAAUAAAAUUAAAACAAAUUAUUUAAUACUUACAUAUAAUUUACGUAUAAUGCUUAUAACUGUCUGUAUGGCAAAAGUAAAAUAAUCAAUUGGUUUUUAUAUUGACAAGACGAUAUGGAAGCAGUCUUUAAAAUCACUGAUAGAAAAAGGGAUAAAACGAUAGUGGUAGCAUGUUCCAACUUCGACGAAUUAGUUUCCGAAUCUUGUCAGGCUUUAAAUCUUGAUCCGAAUCAGAUUUACAAGUUUGUUCUCGAUGAAGAUGGAGCAGAGUUUCAAGGCUUUAAAAGUAUGUCAACGUACGUCAAAGCUUAUCCUUCAAAAUUUAUGAUACUUCCUACAAAUGAAGUUUGGGAGUCUGCAGUUUCACCUUCUAUAAAUAUUCUUCAAAAUAAUACAACUAAUACUGAUUUUUUAAGAGAAAAUGAAAUUUCCUCAACUCCUGGGGGCAUUUCUAGAGAUUCAACUCCUUCAUCUAAAAAUUCGACAGCAACUGGAAAUUACAUAUCUCCUAUGGUUUGGGAAAAAAUAACACCUUUAGGUUUUAAAAACAUUCAAAAUAAUUCUGUCUCACAAACAAUGCAACUAAUAAGAAAUUUGGCUGAUUAUAUGAUGGACAUUAAAGCUAUUGAAUUUAAAGAUGCGACACGAGUAGCUAAAGAAACUGUUGCACGUUUUCCAAGAUCCUUUGAGCAUACCACAUGGAAAAAUGACGAUGAAACGGAAAUUUUUUCGGAUGGAGUGGAUUCAUUAAAAACACGCAUUUAUGAAAGAAUAAAAUACAUAAAGCCAAAUAGUAGGAAACGCAAAACAUUUAAUUAUGACGUCGCAGACUGCACAAGUAACAAACGUAAGUUUUUUGGUCCAGAGAGAUAUGGCAAAGAUCAAGACCUAUACGGCUGUGUGGCUUUCGAGCCCUCACUUUCAGAAAACGAAAGUAACGAAAGCCAGAAAGAAAAAAAGCAAUUAUUAAUUUCGCUUUUUCAUGGAGAUGAAUUUGACGACGAUAGAGUGCGAAAGUUACUGUCUGAGACUUACCCUUCUCAAAGAGUAUCAAUUAACAACCGAGAAAAAUAUGAUUUAAAAUUGGAGGAUGUAUUAAAAGACUGUUGGCCUCAUCUACAAGUAACAACUUACUUCCUUACCCACGCAAAUACCCUACUUGGAAAAGAUGUAAAAAAGGUUUGGAAUAGUAACAUAGAAUUAAAAAUACCUGCAAUAUAUGAUUACUUUCGAAGUUACAUCUCUUUUUAUAAUGGAAAGAAGAAUUCUCCCUUAAAUGUGGUAAAAGUAGCAGAACAUUUAAAAAAAGCAAGUGAAGCUGAAGAUCAAUUAAAGAGCAAGAAACCAAAAAGUCUCGUUUUUCUACCCAUCAUCGCAUCACACUUCAAAGAACAAGAGCUUUUUACUUUAGUGGACGCUACAACUUCGGAUGAUUCAAUGAGAGAAAUAAAAGAAUCUUCUAGGCCAAUGUUAAUCGUCAAAGGAAUGUCGAUCUACGAUGAAACGUGUUCUUGCGCAAUUGUUAUAGAAAAAAAUAUUGUGCUAGAAUCAAAUUCAGUCUUAGAAGCAGUUCUACUUUUAAUUUUAACCUACUAUGUGUUCGGCUACAAUUACCUCGAAAAUCAAUCUUCGUCACUCGAAUUUAUUCAGCGUAUGUUGUUGGACAUCAAUCCCCCUGAAGGCAAUAAACGGAAAACUAAGAAUUAUCCGAAGACUGUAUGUGAUCCGAAAGCAAAAAAAUUGAUUGAUAAUGUCGUAAAGUUCAGUGGAAAUACUUUUAAUUAACAUAAUUCUAAAUUUUUCUUAACUAAUUUUAGUAUUUUGAAAAUAUUUUUGUUCACACAGAAAUAUAAUAAACAGUAUUUUAAAAA
Leptopilina heterotoma is the source of this 1877-nucleotide messenger RNA. RefSeq lists its product as uncharacterized. Lineage: Eukaryota; Metazoa; Arthropoda; Insecta; Hymenoptera; Figitidae. Gene Ontology annotation, biological process: apoptotic process. The record is from RefSeq and is a predicted model, not a curated record. The coding region runs from base 121 to 1791 and encodes 556 amino acids. The transcript has 8 exons.